Schistosoma curassoni is the source of this 4485-nucleotide messenger RNA. The record is from the annotation of a GenBank genome assembly. NCBI's taxonomy places the organism in Eukaryota, Metazoa, Platyhelminthes, Trematoda, Strigeidida, Schistosomatidae.
AUGCUGGUUACCUGUAUAUCAGAAGAUAAGAAUAGUGUGAAUAUCCAGUUCGAUCAGGAUAAGGCCAUUGAAGAAAUUUGUGUUGCUUGCAACAAUGUUCAAGCUACUGUUCGAUUCCUUACAUAUGAAGAAGUAUCACAUGGACUCACAGAAACGCUGGACUUCGUUUACAAUUCCGACGUUCUAAUUGUUGAUAUGAGUGACAAGACACAACAAGGACAUUUGAAUUAUCAAUUAGGAGUUAGAGAAAGUUUAAAACUGUUCGAUAAUAUAGUAAUCGUCAAUCUUUCGAGUCAUAUUUUGCUUGAUGACCUACGCAGUAUUUUAAGUAGCAAAACGAAACUUCUUCCAUAUGUUAUUAACGAAAAUGGAUUUGCUGUCUUAGUGGAAGAUAAGUUCCUACAGAAUGCCCUCAUUGAUAAUGACAUACUCAAAAAUCAAAUAUGCGGCGAUCUUGGGCGUUUGUCUGAAGAGCUAGAGGAAAUACUUUCAGAAAUGUGCAGUGGUGACCGGGCUCCACUAAAAGAUAAAUUCAUUGAGGAUCUUCGAAGGGAUCGCGAUUUGUACAAAGGGCAAGAACUCAGAGAGCGUCUUCGAGUAAUGCGCCGUAGAUUGGAUUAUCCAGGGAUGCUUUCAUCGGAUGUUAUUCUUAAUCUGUUACUAUCAUACAGACAGUGCGAGGAUUUCGAUGCUAUGGUUACUUUAAUAGAAGAGAUAAGGGCUUUAAAAUUAAAUCAAGAUAUUUUGAAUGUGUGCAUGAUCCAGUAUCUAUAUGCUUUUGCUUUGCAUAGACGAAAUAAAAAUGGUGAUCGAGAUGCUGCAUUAGCUGUAACUGAAGAAAUCUUGAAAACAUGUGGAAAACCUUCUGCCGAUAUGUACGGUCUGUUUGGUCGUAUUCAAAAAGAUCGUUUUAUGGAUUCUCAUGGUGAAGAUAAAGAAGCUCUAGAUUUAGCUAUUCAAGGCUACCGAGAAGGCCUGAAGAUUGAUGCAAAUGAAUAUUUAUUAGUAAAUGUUGCCACACUUUUAGUAAUUAAAGGAAUGGAUCUGGAAACAAGUGCAGAGAUGCGUAAAAUUUGUAAUACACUGAAUUUGCGUGUUGGCCAAAAAGGAAAUAUCUCCACAAUCAAUGACUAUUGGGAUGUUGCCACAUUAUUUGAGGUACGCGUAAUAAGUGAAGACUAUGCUGGUGCUGUUCAAGCUGUGGAACGAAUGUAUCUUUUAGAUCCACCUGACUGGGAAUUGGAAUCUACAUUGGGUAACAUAAAAAUGAUCUGCAAAUUUCGUAAACCACCAGAAGAGAACAAAAUUGCGAAACCACAAAAAUUAUUUGACUUUUGGAUGGAGUUUCUAUCUACUGUGUGUGAUACUGAUGAGAGCGAUUCAUUUUUAAUUUCAUCGGAUGAAACAGAAUAUGACUCAUUCAUUAGACCAUAUGAAAGUUAUACCAAACGAAUAGUAUAUCCAGUCUUAGUAACUGAACAAAAUUGUACCGUUAUGAAACCAGCUAAUAUUCAAGUGAAUAUAAAUGCUGUUCCAAGAAAUCUCCGCGUUAUCUUCUACGAUCUAGACUAUGCAAUAUCUACAACCGUGCAAUCAGUCGAUUUACAAAAUUGUGGAACUAUGCGUCAACAUUUUCCACGUUUCAAUGAACAUAGUCAAGAAGAAGAUUUAAUAUUUAAUGCCGAAGAUAUUAUUGGUAUAAGCAUGACAGAAAAUAAUAGUCGCAGUGUUUAUUUAUACACUACCUGUUCUUUACCAAACUACCGCAUAUCAUUUUCCUGUGAAAAAGUUAAAAUGCAGUUUUAUACGGUCUUACGUGAUUGUCUUUUUUCAGAAGAGGAAAAUUCUGGUUUAUUACUAGACGAACAUUCUUCUGAACCAUUUAAAUGGACAUAUGAUUUGAAUGAUCGUAAUGAACGUGAAAUUCUAGGUAGAGGGAGUUUCGGCGUGGUUUAUACAGGUUGGGACCUCACAAAGCAAAUUAAAAUGGCUAUCAAAGAAAUUGAUGCAGUGAAUAUAAGGGAAUUUCAACCGCUACAUGAUGAAAUUCGAUUACAUUCAAGACUUCAUCAUAAAAACAUUGUACAGUACUUUGGAUCUGUGGAUCAUGAAGGAGUGUUUAUGAUAUUUAUGGAACUGGUUCCUGGCGCGUCAUUAACAUCACUUGUCUCAAAAUAUGGUGCUUUGAAAGAGGAAACAGUGGCAAAUUAUUCAAAACAAAUAUUGGAAGGUCUACAGUAUUUACAUGCAAAUCGAAUUAUUCAUAGAGAUAUUAAAGGAGAUAAUAUUCUCGUUAAUAUGUAUAAAGGUGAACUGAAAAUAACAGAUUUUGGAGCAUCAAAAAGACUAGCAGGUUUGAUUCCACGAGCUCAAACAUUUAAAGGUACUAUGCGCUACAUGGCACCAGAACUUAUCAGGGGUUGUUGUGGAUUUCCAGCUGAUAUAUGGAGUUUUGGAUGUACUGUUGUAGAAAUGUUGACAGGAAAACAGCCGUUCAGUGAGCUUGGGAAUGCAAUGACUGCUCUAUAUCGAGUUGGUAUGGAUUUGCAACACCCCAAGAUCCCUGAUGGAGUUUCAGUAGCUUGCAAAAACUUCAUACUGAAAACAUUUAUCAUAGAACCAUCCAAUCGUGCUAGCGCUAAUGAACUGUUAUCAGAUCAAUUUAUCCUAAGUUUUACAAAAUUAAGACGACGUAAACCAGUGGGACUAACACACUCUUCAGAUAGGUUCCGGCCGUCAAAUAAAUUCUAUCAACCUAACUGUAAAUCAUCUGAAGCAGUUCUAAGAUCUUUGUCAAAUAUAUCAAAUCAGUCAACUUCUCCAGUGAUUAUAUCUGGUUCGGGCUCAUGGGGAAGUAAAAGUAAUCGUUUGCUAAAUGUAAUUCACAACAGUAAUUCAAUUUUGUCAGAAAGUGAAAAAUCUGACAAUGAUGCCUCUUCCGUAUUUUCAAAUGAAUCCUUUCAUCAGUUUAACUUAAAAAACCAAAUUAUAGAUCAAGCAGAGAAUAGAAAUACUGAUGGAGAGAAACAUUCCACAGAAUCAGUAAAUCAUAUUUCAAUUUUACCUGUCAAAGUAGAAAAACUGAAAAUACCAGGUGUAUAUAUAACAAAGGAUGAAAAACGCAAAGCUCCUGUAAACAGUGCUAGUUUUGGGAAUUCAGAAGAUCCAUUCAAUUUUAUUAAACAGGACUCUGAAGCAAAACGACGUUUGUCAAAUGCAUUAAUCUCCGAGAAACAGUCAAUUGUUGAUGCAUGGAUAGACAUAGUUUGUCGGUGUACACAAUCAAAUGUUUCAAACAAAACCAAAGAUGAACUUAUAUCGGAUUUAGGUAAACGAGUAAACAACUCUGAAACUAAUCGAGAAUCGAACAAUGGAGUUGAGAAAAAACUAUUAGAGUGUCUUUUAGAUAUGAUAACUGAUAGUUUACACGGUGGAAUUUGUUGGUCUCAACUUGUUAACUACCUUAAAAUUCCAGCAAAUAAAUGUACAACUGAAGGAUUGACUGACUCCAUCAACGGCAUAUCGGGCGAUACGAAUAAAUUAGCAGUGUUGUCAAGUUUGAAACGUUAUUCAGUGGCUGGCGAAGAUUUAGGAGGACGAUUUUUAAAAUUGCUACAUUCUUCAAAGAUAUCUGAACAGAAUAAUGCAUGUCUUCCAGUGGGAACGCCAUUAGUUUGCAAUUAUUUGCGAGUAGCUUUGGCAGCACUUCCAAGUGUUAUUGCUGCACCUUUGCUCCGUCAAGUGAAUCGUCCACAUGAAGUAUUAGCAUGGGAAAAAUUAAUCAAAGAUGCUAUCACUUCAGCAACCAAUCAAAUUAGCAAUUUAGCCCCAAUAAGUACAGUUCACUUACGUCGUCAUCAAACAUACUCAGCACAGCACAAUCGUAGACUAGUUAAACAAGUCACUACGGAAGCUGAUCUUGACUCGCCAACAUAUAUCCGUCAGUCGACUCCUUCGAAUAGACCAUUUACCAUGGUCUCUAUGUCACCUAGCCUCUAUUAUACACCAAAUGAUUCAAUUGUGGAUGAAACAAAGAAGGUUACAAACAGUUUAUCUUUAUCACAGAAAUCAUUAACCUUUUCAAACGAAGCAAUUCCUGAAGAACCAAUGGAAAUUAUCCAGUGCGCACGGAAAUUUGCAGGUGUUCAAUCAAGUGCUCCUUUGUGUCAUGUUAAAUCAAGGACUAGCAAAACACUAGAUGAAUUGGUAAAUCACGAGAAUUCUGCUAAUGGUCUAGUAGACAAUUCAAUGUACAAUAUCCUCGGACAUAAAUAUUUGAAAACUGGAUUCAGUACACUAGACGAUUGGUUUAAAGACCUCCGGAUACCUGAUGAAGACCGUGCCAAACUUCGUCGAAAUCACAUUGUUGAUGAAGAAGACUUCUUAGAUGCUAUAACGAAAGAAGACUUAUGGAAAAUGAAUUUAAGUGGUGGGACAGUGCUUCGCCUUUGGAGAAACAUACAGAAAAUCCGUUCAAUGGAAUAA